AUCCCCCAUAGCAUAAUGUCUCCUGGAAAUGGCUCUUUAGUGACUCAGUUCAUACUUGUGGGAUUAACAGACCAUCCACGUCUCCAACUCCCUCUGUUCUUCCUGUUUCUAGGAAUGUAUAUGGUCACUGUGCUGGGAAACUUGACCUUGAUAACUCUAAUUGGGCUGAAUUCCCACCUUCACACCCCCAUGUACUUUUUCCUCUUCAACUUAUCCUUUGUAGACCUCUGUUAUUCUUCUGUUUUUACACCCAAAAUGCUGAUCAACUUUGUAUCAAAGAAGAAUAUUAUUUCGUACCAGGGGUGCAUGGCCCAGUUCUACUUCUUUUGUUUUUUUAUCAUUUCUGAGUGCUAUGUGCUGAUAUCAAUGGCCUAUGAUCGCUAUGUGGCCAUAUGUAACCCACUCCUGUAUAACAUUGCCAUGUCCCCUAAUGUGUGCUCCAAUCUUCUGUUUGGUUCAUACUUGAUGGCAUUUUCUGGUGCUAUGGCCCACACUGGAUGCAUGCUGAGACUGACCUUCUGUGAUGCCAACAUCAUCAACCAUUAUUUCUGUGACAUCCUCCCUGUUCUCCAGCUCUCCUGCACUAGCACCUAUGUGAAUAAGCUUGUGUUGUUCAUUGUGGCUGGCAUCAACAUCAUUGUGCCCAGUUUCACCAUCUUCAUCUCUUAUGGUUUCAUUGUCUCCAGCAUCCUCCACAUCAAUUCCACUGAGGGCAGAUCCAAAGCCUUCAGCAUCUGCAGUUCCCACAUAAUGGCUGUUUCUCUGUUCUUUGGAUCAGGUUCAUUUGCAUACCUUCAGCCAUAUUCAGCCAGGUCUAGGAAUGAGGGAAAAAUCUCUUCUGUCUUUUACAACAAUGUGGUUCCCAUGAUGAACCCCUUAAUCUACAGUUUGAGGAAUAAAGAUGUUCAACUUGCCCUGAGAAAAACUCUGAAUAGGAGAAUAUUUUUAUCAUAA
Messenger RNA from Choloepus didactylus (southern two-toed sloth), 954 nucleotides. RefSeq names its product olfactory receptor 8B3-like. Bases 16 to 954 code for a protein of 312 amino acids. Gene Ontology annotation, molecular function: odorant binding; G protein-coupled receptor activity; olfactory receptor activity. Gene Ontology annotation, cellular component: membrane. Gene Ontology annotation, biological process: G protein-coupled receptor signaling pathway; sensory perception of smell. The transcript has a single exon. NCBI's taxonomy places the organism in Eukaryota, Metazoa, Chordata, Mammalia, Pilosa, Megalonychidae. The record is from RefSeq and is a predicted model, not a curated record.